Molecule: messenger RNA, 2081 nt
Organism: Colletotrichum scovillei
Lineage: Eukaryota; Fungi; Ascomycota; Sordariomycetes; Glomerellales; Glomerellaceae
Product: zinc-binding dehydrogenase
Exons: 2
Coding region: 407-1681 (424 amino acids)
Biological process (GO): fatty acid metabolic process
Cellular component (GO): mitochondrion
Molecular function (GO): trans-2-enoyl-CoA reductase (NADPH) activity
Source: RefSeq, a predicted model, not a curated record
GCCGCCGUUCAUGUUUCGCUGCCCUGGACGGCGUGCCGUGUCCGUCCCUUUUGCCGGAGCUGUUCUGUGGCGGUGGGAAGCUCGAGCCAAUCGCGGAAACGGCGGGGGACCACCGCCCCUUUUCCUAUGCGGCAUGCGGCGUGCACAUUCCAUCCCAGGGGACGGCGCUAGUGGGCUGAUUCGUCCGUCGUAAUGGGAGGCACCUGUGGACGUCAUUGUGAGAAGGAGCUCCAGCUACCGGUCGCCCGUUUGCCGAGCCAGAGCCGGGACCUGAAGCUUGGAGCUACGGUUUUCUUUUUUUUGGGUGUGUCCCGCGCUUCAACGUCACUUUUCCACAACCACCACACUGCGUCAUUGUGCCCAAUUGCCGACUAACUGUUUACAAUUGACACAACCAACACAAACAAUGGCGGCGAGCUUGCGCACAAACACUGCGACGACGGCGCUUCGGCCGCUGACCUCGGCGCUGCGACCGGCGGCGGGCCAAACGGCGGCGGCGCAGUACCUCCUCCCCCGUGUUGCGCGACGAUACAAGUCCGGUCCGUACGGAUAUACCCAGGCCAAAGCGCUCGUGUUCUCCAAGGAGGGCGAGCCCAGCGACGUUUUGCAACUACACACGCACUCCAUCUCCCCCUCGAUCCCCUCCUCCGCCGUCCUCCUGCGCGCCCUCGCGGCCCCCAUCAACCCGGCCGACAUCAACACCAUCCAGGGCACGUACGGCGCCAGACCCCCCUUUACGCAGCUCAUCGGCACGCCCGAACCCUCUGCGAUCCCCGGAAACGAGGGCGUCUUCGAGGUCGUGUCGGUCGGGUCCAGGGAUUCCGGGCUGAGCAAGGGCGACUGGGUGAUUCCCAACGCCAGCUCGUUCGGGACGUGGCGCACGCAUGCCGUCGCGGAGGCGAAGGACGUGAUGAAGGUUAGCAAGGAGGGGUUGACGCCGACGCAGGUUGCGACGGUGAGUGUGAACCCGUGCACGGCGUACCGGAUUUUGAGGACGUAUGGGCCGGGGGAGAUUCGUGCGGGGAGCGACGGGGGGAUGAAGGCUCUUGAUCCGGGGAGUGGAGGGUGGUUUAUUCAGAACGGGGCGAAUAGCGGUGUUGGACGCGCGGCGGUGCAGCUGGGUAAGUUGUGGGGGCUGAGGAGUAUCAACGUCGUCCGGGAGAGGGAGACGCCCGAGGAGACGGAGGCGUUGAAGGAGGAGUUGACGGGGUUGGGCGCCACCGUCGUGGUGACGGAGAAGGAGUUUCUGGCGAGGGAGUGGCGCGAUCGGCUUGCGGAGCUGACGCGCGGCGGGAGGGAGCAGGUCGGGCUCGGGUUGAACUGCGUGGGCGGCAAGUCUGCGACGGCGGUGGCGAGGAGUCUGGGGGAGAGCGGGACGAUGGUUUCGUAUGGCGGGAUGGCGAGGCAGCCCGUCAUGUUGCCUACGGGGUUGUUGAUCUUCAAGGAUAUCAGGUUUGUCGGGUUCUGGUUGAGCAAGUGGAACGAGAGGGACCCCACGGGAAGGAAGUUUGCGAUUGAGGACGUGUUGGGGAUGAUUAGGGAGGGACGGUUUAGGGAUGUGCCUGUUGAGGAGGUUCCUUGGAGCUGGGGUACUGAGGAGGGGGUUCUGCAGAGUGCUGUUCAGGGGACGCUUGGUGGGUUUAGGAAGGGCAAGGGGGUUUUUGUUUUUGGGGAGACAUGAGAGGUGUGAUGUGUUGACUGCUGAAGGAUGAGGUUGUGUUUACAGAGGUGGGUGUAGGAUAUGAGAUUAGAGACUGCAGAUGCAGCCUGUAUGACAAGUGGUCUUCCGUGAGAGGUACACCAUGUCGGGCAGGUAGCUUGAAAUCAGGCGUGGGAUACGACCGGAGACACCCAUUGAAGCCAGCUUUGACGAUCUACGCUGACGGCUCAAAGUCUUGAGUGUCGUUAUCAUUGUCUUGUAUCUGGGAGUUGAAAUACGUGAUGUUACUGGAAUAGUGUUUGAGACGGAGGUAUCUGUGCUCAUUGCGAUUCUUCGCUCUCGGGUAUGUCGGUUAUAAGUGUCACCUUAUCAGGAGCGAACAAAACAGGUGAUUCCCCUUCAAGUUCGUAGCGACUUAGUA